Messenger RNA from Episyrphus balteatus (marmalade hoverfly), 1565 nucleotides. It is a transcript of the gene PolD3, whose product is annotated as DNA polymerase delta subunit 3. The transcript has a single exon. Gene Ontology annotation, cellular component: delta DNA polymerase complex; nucleus. Lineage: Eukaryota; Metazoa; Arthropoda; Insecta; Diptera; Syrphidae. Gene Ontology annotation, molecular function: DNA-directed DNA polymerase activity. The record is from RefSeq and is a predicted model, not a curated record. Gene Ontology annotation, biological process: DNA replication; nucleotide-excision repair, DNA gap filling; DNA strand elongation involved in DNA replication. Bases 112 to 1479 code for a protein of 455 amino acids.
GAAAAGUCAUUUGUGAAAAGACCUGCGCGGGAAUUGAAUUUGAAUUUAUUUUGUGUUUAAAUAAAAUUUGUUUAUUUCUUUCAUAAAAUUGCACAAAAAUAAUACAAAAACAUGUCAACAAAAACCCUAACCAAUGACUUGGACAACUGUUUAAUCAAUUUCGAUCACAAAAUAUUAAUCACCAAUUUGUUGGACGAUUAUGGUGGUUUAUUAGAAGAAACUGCAAAAACAGUUCAACAAUUUCUCGCUGCCGAAGAAAAAAAAGGCAAAGAAUUUGAGAAAAUUUACCUUCUUCGUGGAACUCAAUUAGAUUCUAAUGAUGAGGUAAUAACUUUAGUAAAUAAUGAUAAAUUGAAUGAAAGAAAAGAAAAACUGAGAAAUGCUCAGAGUUUGCUUUACAGUGCCGAAAUAAAAGGUGGCACCAAAUCACCACCAACAGAAUUUGUUCCAUUGCGACAAAUGGCAAUUAAAUUAGACAGUUUGGUUGUCAAAGAUAUUCCAGUGAUGGUUAAUCCUGGACUGUUGCCAACUUCGUCAAAUGGAACAAGUUCCGUCAAAGAAUCGGUGGCAAAUACAAAAAAACCGGGAGGCGCUCUUGGAGCAAUGUUUAAAAAACAAGAAACUAAAGAAGCAGCAGCUUCUGCUGCUCCAAAGUCGGCUCCCGACACAAGUACACCAAAAAGACCAGAACCUGAAAAGAAAACAGACAAAUCAGGUCCUCUCGGGGCAAUGUUCAAAAAACAGGAAGCCGCGGCUUCUAAAAAGAGUCCCAAAGCCGAACCAGAGAAGAAAACUAAUUCUCUGGGGGCAAUGUUUAAGAAACAAGAAGCUGCCGCUGCUAAAAAGUCUCCCACAAAGUCAAAUGACAAACCCGAUUCCAAAUCGUCUAGAACAAAACUUUCUAGCUUCCUCACAAAAAAAGACGAAGAUAAGCCCAAAUCUUCUCCUCCUAAAAAGAAAGAAACCCCCAAAAUCAAAGAGGAACCUACACCAUCAAAUAUCUCAGUAAAUUUAUUUGAAGAGAGUGAAUCUUCGGAUGAUGAAGAAGCUUUGGACGCUUUGAAGCGUCAAGUUCUUACAGACGAAGAUGAAAAUGAUGAUGAUAAACCAGCGACAAGUAAUAAACGUCGUCGGAUUGUUGAUUCCGACGAAGAUGAGGAAGAUACUGGGCCAGAAGUUAAAAUCGAACGAAAAGAAGAGACCGAAGAAAAAGUCGAAGAAAUGGAAGUUGAGGAAACAGAGGAACCAACAAAAUCGGAAACAUUCUUGGAUGAUGAUGGAUUUGUUGUUACGAAGAAGGCAAAAAGGCAAUCACUUCCUAAAAAGAAACCGAAUCCAACUCCGGUGAAGAUUAAAACUCCAUCGAAAGUUAAGAAAGAAAGUCCACCGUCGAGUAAGAAGAAGGAAACAACGAGUAAGACAACAACAGGUCCGAAAACGAAACAAGGGAAUAUUAUGAACUUUUUUACAAAGAAAUAAAUUUUUAAUAAAUAUGGGAAAAGGGGUAGGAGGGAGCGAGAGCUAUUUUUUGAAUGAAAUAAAGGUUAGAAUUUAUGUUACAGAAA